AUGAGGAGGAAGACUUUCUUCUCUCUUUUGUAUCUUGGAAUACCUUCUAAACAGCAGCUUCAACUCACCGUUUGCAGCUGCACAUUAGCAAUUGCUAAUUGCAACAAAAAUUUCUGUUUCAAAUUAUUAAAAAAUAUAAUUGUGCAAAUAUGUUUAAUAACAAUGUAUUGAAGUUUUCUUUGAUUUUCAUCAUUUCUUCAUUUUGGAGCGUGGAGUCCAAACGAAUCCCGAAAUGGCACUUAAAACUAGCCCAGAGUCAAGGACCAAACACGUGUGCUGUAGAAGAAGUUCCAGGUACAAAUAAGAAAUAUUGGACGGAAUGCAAGUACUGGAUGAACAGAGAAAUUUGUGGAGUCAAAACAGUUUUGAGAUACGAAUGCUGUGAGGGAUUUCAUCAAAUAGCAAGAAACGAAGGAUGCAAUGGAGUGAAACCUAUGACAGAUGUAGUACGAACAGCUCGGGAUAUAGGAGCUACAGUAUUCGUCGAUUAUCUGAACGAAGCAGGACUCACCGAUCAACUGAAAAGCCCCGGUGAAGCAAUUACUUUAUUUGCACCGACAAAUGUGGCUUUUGAGCGACUAAGUCCAGCUGAUCAGGAAACCCUUCGAGUAAGUCUUUUAGAACGUGAAUCGCCAUUUUUAUUGUAUCACGUGGUCAGCGGCAGAAAACUUCAUUCUAAAGAUUUCAAAGGUGAACAAGAAAUCGAAACCUUAAACAGAGGACAUAAACUGAGAAUCAACAAAUAUAAUCAUGGAAUGACUACAGUUAACUGUGCUCCAAUGGUCCGAAAAGAUCAGCAAGCCACUAAUGGCAUUGUUCAUCUAAUUGACGAGGUUCUCAUUCCUCCGUUUGGAGCUGGUGGUCGACCCUCCAUACCUGAAACGCUAUUCAGUGAUGGCCGCUUCAGAGAAAUGUCCAGAUUUAUGUUGACAUCCAAUUAUGUGAAUGACUUGCGCCAAGGUGGACCUUUCACUUUGCUAGCACCAACAGAUGAAGCUUUUCAGAGUAUUAGUGCUAGCGAACUAGAUAGAAUUACCAGUGAUCCGGAAGCUCGUUUGGCUCUGAUGAAAAACCAUAUAAUUCCACAUACUGUUUGCAUACCAGCUGUGAUUGACACUCACAAGAUGAAGAAUAUUGCUGGUCAAAAGCUGCAACUCUCCUGCAACCAGUCCGGCGUGUAUGUAGAGGAUGCAAAAGUGUCAAAAGAUCAAAUGAUGGCUAAGAAUGGAGCUAUAAGUGUUAUUUCAAAAGUACUGAUACCCGACAGAUCCCGUAGCGUGAUGUCUUUACUGGCAAGGCGUCCGGAACAAGUAUCGACAUUUACUCGUUUGCUGAGAAAAUCUGGCGUCGAAGCUUAUCUCAACAAACCCAAUAUCUCAGUUACUGUCUUUGCACCUUCCAAUUAUGCAUUCAAUCAAAUGCCAGAAGAAGAAUUUUCUUUACUGGAUGAAGAUCAGCGAAAACUUGAAGAACUAAUGAAGCACCAUGUAGUCAUAGGAAGAGUGAAAACAGAAAGUAUUUCAGAUAAUCAAAAUGUGGAUUCAAUUGAUGGUCGAAAUGCCCUCCGCUUGAAAGUAUACAGAAAAGAAGUAGGAGUGGAAUCUGCAAUUCUCGAAGAUUCUGAUAUCGAAGGUCAGAACGGCGUUCUUCAUAUUAUAAAUAGAGUAUUAACACCACCAAAUCACAGCGUCAUGGAAUUACUGCAAAGCAAGGUUGAAUAUAGCACGAUGGCUGAUGCUAUACACCAUGUGCAAGAAUAUGAACCUCAUUUCCUGAACACGAGGGGAAACAAAUCGUUCACAAUUUUCGUUCCCACCAAUGAUGCUUUUAUGCAAUUAGGAGAAGACAAUUUACAUUCACUGAUGAAAAAUCGGAGAAAAUUGAAAAAAAUGGUCCAAAACCAUGUGGUUGACAAUAUGUUUUCUGCUGGAUCAAUUCACCGCAAUUUACAAUACAAUGUUCGAACUGAAUAUCAAACUGUAAAUAUACAUAAAGAGAAAGAUGGACUCAUGGUGAAUAAAGCCCAUGUUAUUGAACCAGAUGUAGUAACAAAGGAAGGAAUAGUGCACUGCAUUGAUCAAGUAUUAAUACCAGAAAGGAGGCGAAAGUCAUGAUUUUAGAGCUUUAUCAUUUUCAUUCAUCAGUAAAUACUUAUUACUUCAUGAAAAGAAAAGGUUAAAUUUGUAUCAGUCAAAACAUGAUCCAUUUUAUAAAUCAUUACAUAAGGAUGACAAAACUAAUGCCCAUAACUGUCUGUAGGGAUUAUAGAACUUAGCAAAACAAAUGACUUACAUCAUACAAUUAGAGAGCAAAAUAGCGAGUCAAGAGUUGCCAGCUUGGUGAAAAUGGAAAAUAAAACGUAUAGAGUUUUCACAAUUGAUAACAAAUGUUCAAAUAAGCAAUAUAUUCUUCACCUAGACAUCAAUGGUUGAUAAAUUUUUGGUGAUUUACAGCUAUGAUGCGAGACAAUGUCCUCUGGUAGACCUCACGAAAAUUACGUUUUUUAAAUGCUUUUAGAGGGGGGAGAAAGCUAGACAAAAAGAGACCAGGAUAUUAAACUGGUCCACUGUGGCCAAUCUAUCUGUUUGUAAAGGCAGUGUUGAGGUAAUUUUGCACUAUCCUGGAGAAGCUCAUUCUUAGCUCUGACUCUUUAAUGUAUUGUCAAAGUUGGUUGCUUUAGCAAGUUCUAUCUCUCUUUACAGUUACCAGCAUUAGUUUUGUUGCACCCUUCAUAUAUUAAAAGGUAAAAUAAAGAAAACAAAAAAAUAUUGCACAUUGAUAUCGAAAAAAAACAUAGUAUAAGAGUAACAUAAGUUUUACCUCUUCCAUUGAUAAGUAUUUUGUCUCAUAAAUAAUGCCUUGUAUUGUUAAUAUUUGUUUUGAUCUGAACUAAUAUAUGUGUAGUAAUAGUACAUUUAUUUCAUUAAAAAUCAUAACAAAAUGUGUUUUAUGUUUUUGUCUAGUCUUGAUUGAAUGAUUUCUUCAAGUUAUACUCCUUAAAAUAUGUAAUCAAUUGAACAAAAAAAAAUAAAAGUUCUUUUACAGUUUA
Messenger RNA from Parasteatoda tepidariorum (common house spider), 3049 nucleotides. Its product is annotated as transforming growth factor-beta-induced protein ig-h3. The record is from RefSeq and is a predicted model, not a curated record. Gene Ontology annotation, biological process: cell adhesion; extracellular matrix organization. Gene Ontology annotation, molecular function: cell adhesion molecule binding. NCBI's taxonomy places the organism in Eukaryota, Metazoa, Arthropoda, Arachnida, Araneae, Theridiidae. Gene Ontology annotation, cellular component: extracellular matrix.